AUGCGGAUUUCUUUGAUCAUCAUCGAUCAUCCUCGACUGCCCUUCCCCUUCGUCUUCAUGCCCCCCUUCCUUGACGCAGUCAAUUCGCUUGGUUUUGUUCCGAGGUGGCAACUCGUUGUCGGCUACGUUGCGCUCUUCAACGCAGUACAACAGUCCUUCGCGCGUGAAUAUGCGAGAGGGCCGGAUAUUGUUAUGCCGACGAAUACAUCUGUCCUAGAGUCGCAUACAAAGGCGUAUGGCAUAUGGACACACGCGAGUGCGCUGGUGUGCUAUAUCGCAUAUCAUAUGCGCAUAAAGGAGGUUUACGAUGUCGCACUCUACAGUUACAUACUUGCCCUCUGCACCUUUUUCUUGGAGCUUUCUGCUUGUCGCCGCGCACACAUAUUUGGCCCCAUGCUCGGCAUCAUCGUCGUAUCUGGAAGAAACCGUGAACCUAGGGUGACAUCCAAAGCGCUCAAAUGGGCUCGCGAUAUCGGUUCGAGAACAGCGUGUACCGCCGAUGCACGUUUUACCCAAGCCGCCAUCGCUGGGCCUGUAGUGACACGCCGAUUUGCCCGGGCGUAUCAGGUUGUUCUUCGUGGCGACGGGGCCACCGUGGCUGAUAGGAGCAUACCAUUUGGAUCUUCCCGAUACCGUCUGUGCAGUGUGCACUGCAUCUCUCUAAGGCCCCAAAUGGAUCGAUGCAUCGUUGUGGCGUAA
Molecule: messenger RNA, 699 nt
Organism: Peniophora sp. CBMAI 1063
Lineage: Eukaryota; Fungi; Basidiomycota; Agaricomycetes; Russulales; Peniophoraceae
Source: the annotation of a GenBank genome assembly